UACACCAAUUCUGAUGGGCUAGAGUGUUCAGCCUCUCCCAUUCUCAGUCCCAGGCUACAACCCCAACCUCCAAACCCCUACCUCUGGAACCCUGACCUCGCCGCCGCCCGUCCGCUCGCCCCACCGACGCCGGCUAUCCCCACGCCGCCCUGAUCUAGCAUUGGCGACCUCAGCGAUGGCGUCCUCGUCGUCGGACAAGCGGGGCGAGCUGCCGCCAUCGGAAUACAUCGCCGGCGAGCUGCCCCGCGACGCGCUCUAUGACAUCCUGCUGCGUCUCCCGGCGAAGGAUGUAUGCCGCCUCCGCGCCGUCAGUCCCUCGUGGCGCUCUCUCACCUUGGACCCGCUCUUCGUCAAGGCCCAUGCGGCCCGCCACCCGGGCCCGCUCCUCGCCACCACCUUCGCCGACGGCGACUCCUGUGGCGUCAGCAUCGUGGAUCUGCUCUCCGGCGACGUCAUCAAGCGGAUACGCACCUCCGACCCCGACCUGAGAGUGCAGCGCACGCGCCUCGACCGUGUCUGCCUCGUCGGAGGGCGCCACCCUCUGGGCGUGCCUGUCACCCUGCUCGACCCGGCCACAGAUGCUGUCAUCAGCUCGUCGCAUGACAUCUCCAUGAAGUAUGCGGGUUUGCUGAAGUCAAGAAAGGCAUACAUGGACUCAUGCAUUUUUGGGAAAGUCCCCUCCACAGGAGUCUACAAGGCAUUCCGGUUCCUUGAAGUUCGCCCUCUGCCUUGUCGGCAGCAGCUAUGCGAGGUCAUGACUAUCAACGGCCGCAGCGCUGGACGGUGGAGGGCAAGACCAGGACCUCCGGGCCGUGUCUUUCCGAAUCACACGAUGAAAAGCGCAGUCAUCGAUGGGGUCGUGUAUUUUUUGAUGGAUUUUUCGAACAUGCAUCACGAAUAUUCGAAGGGGACCAUCAAACCAGCCAGCAUAGCUGCAUUCAACCUGGAGACAGAAGAAUGGAUGCCGCCGAUUGAUGGUCCGGAACAAGUCAACAGCUUAUUUCUUCCUGUCUUCGAGGACCCCAGAGAUGUGGGGCUUCUCUCGAUAACCAAUUUGAAUGGGUCCUUAGUGGCGGCCCAGGUUCAUCAUCGUUUACCUCAAUCUAUGGACCUAUGGUUUCUGAUGGAUCUUGAGAAAGGUCUCUGGGUUAAAAAGUACAGCAUAGGUUAUUACCGACGUGAGGAUCUUUGUAGUUAUCCUUUGCUGGUGUUAGAUGACGAGAGGAUUGUCUUUGUGAUGCAAUUAACGGGGCUGCUACAGGUUUAUGAUCCAAAAACAGAAACUUACACAGAUUUGUGGCAGCUGGAAGAUUUCAAGUCUAUGUGUAUUUACACAGGAAAUCUGCUGAGUCAAUAGGCUGGUUUUCACUGCUGAGGCUAACAGAAUGUGACAUACUAAUAAGAGUGCCAGCAGUUCCACCAGGCGCUAAGGAUGGUGUGUUUUGGACCCGACGAGUGGUAUUCUAUUGAAACAGUACCUUAUGAUUUAUACGGGCAAAUUUUGCCUUGAAUUAUCCUUUUUCGUCUAAUAAUAGUCUAAAAUAACGCUGUCCUAGUAGCUGAUACACUGAGUAUUUUGAUUUAGGCCGUGUUUGGCAUCGCGGUGAACUAUGAUAUCCUAUUUGGUUGAACCGAUUUUACAUGUCUUGCCAUUUUUGUGUCAGCUUUGGGUGUCAUCUUCAGAAAAGGAGCUGAAAAAUUGCGUUUGGAAUUUUUUAUGUAUUGUGAUCCUUCGCUAGUCAAUGAUCCUUUGUAUGCUGCUGAAUUCUUAUCCCCACCAUGGCGUAGCACACAAGUAUAUCGCUGGCUUCACUCUCUGUUUGGUUGAUGUCUAAUGUAUCUGCUCUUUGCGC
Triticum aestivum (bread wheat) is the source of this 1853-nucleotide messenger RNA. RefSeq lists its product as uncharacterized. The transcript has 3 exons. Gene Ontology annotation, molecular function: protein binding. The record is from RefSeq and is a predicted model, not a curated record. Lineage: Eukaryota; Viridiplantae; Streptophyta; Magnoliopsida; Poales; Poaceae. Bases 176 to 1357 code for a protein of 393 amino acids.